Messenger RNA from Anoplophora glabripennis (Asian longhorned beetle), 2601 nucleotides. RefSeq lists its product as uncharacterized. Gene Ontology annotation, molecular function: protein binding. The transcript has 4 exons. The record is from RefSeq and is a predicted model, not a curated record. NCBI's taxonomy places the organism in Eukaryota, Metazoa, Arthropoda, Insecta, Coleoptera, Cerambycidae. The coding region runs from base 1 to 2601 and encodes 866 amino acids.
AUGUCCAGUUUGCAGCUGCAGAUCGUGGUACUCCUAAGUUUUUACAUUCAGAUGAGUCUAGCCGAGUGCCCUAGGUUAUGCGAAUGCAAGUGGAAGAGUGGGAAGGAAUCCGUAAUAUGCCUGAACGCCAACCUAUCAGUCGUACCGCUUCACUUGGACGCCGGUACGCAGGUUCUAGACCUAACAGGUAACAACCUGGCGGUGAUCAGGCACGAGGAAUUCAGUAGAGCCGGCUUGAUGAACCUACAGAAAGUAUACCUGGCCAAGUGCCGACUGAAAACGCUUGAAAGAUUCUGCUUCAAGAACCUUAUAAAUCUAGUCGAGUUAGACUUGAGCUACAACGUUUUAACCAACGUCCCUUCCCACUCGUUCGAUUCAAUCCAAGAACUGAGGGAGCUCAAAAUGAACGGCAACCCCAUCCAAAGGGUGUUCAACAACGCGUUUAUCAACCUCCCACAACUAAUCAGACUAGAGAUCACCGAGUGCAGAAUCCUAACCAUCGAACCAAGAGCCUUCGUGGGUCUCGAGAAAUCCUUGGAGUGGCUCAAGUUGGACAAGAACAAGCUGACGGACGUGGCGGCUUCCACCUUCACCAUCCUCCAGAACUUGCACGGCCUAGAACUAGCGGGGAACCCUUGGAACUGCUCCUGUUCCCUUCGGCCUCUUCGGGAGUGGAUGCUGAGGCAGAACGUACCUUUCGACAUACCCCCGGUGUGUCAGUACCCCAAAAGGCUGCACCUGAAGUCCUGGGACAAGCUGGACCUGGACGAAUUCGCUUGCGUGCCGGAGAUCUUCGCCUACGACAGCAGGGCGCACGGAAUCGAAGGCAGGAACGUAACGAUGACGUGCAGGAUAGCGGGGAUACCGGAGCCGAACGUGAGGUGGUUGCUGAAGAACAAAGUGAUAGCCAAUCUGUCGGGUUCGCCGUACUCCAGUGGUAAGAAAUUGUACAUGGUGCACUUAAGUAAUAAAUCCAGUGAUCUGACGAUAUUCAGUGCCGACCUCCAGGACGCGGGUACCUACGUGUGUGCCGCCGAGAAUAAGGCGGGUAGAGCGGAGGCCAGCGUCACUCUGGCCGUGUCCAAGAAGCCGCCCGAGAGCGGUUUCACCAACAAGGUGCUACUGGCGAGUGUGUGUACGGGCGUGGCCUUCGUUCUGAUAUCCUGCUUGAUAUCGCUGUGCGUGUGCUCCGUGCGGAAGAAGCAGGUGAUGAGGUGGCGCACCCGCGAAUGUCGCAGGGAGGACAACUACGAAAAGAUCGAGAUGAACCACAAGGUGGUGAAUACCAACGGCGGGGUGGGGGCCAAUCCAGAGCAGAUCGCCGUGGUGUCGAGCCGCAGGAACGGGGAGUACAGGGUAGUGCCGGGCGGCGACACCGACCAGGAGGCGGAGGAAGAGGAGGAGGGUAACGCAGAGUCGGGGUCCAAUAGUAAGAAGGGGAGUAACGCGGACGAGAAGAGUUUGGAGAAGAAUUGGAAUUCGCCAGAACACUUGUUGGAUCCUGAGGAUCUGCAUAUCCCUAGGAGGACGUUGCAGGAAACUAGAGACAAAGUCAAGACGAACUGCAAUUCGACGUGUGGUACAUAUAAGCAGUACCCGCACCCGCCGGCCAAUCCGCCGACGCCCAUCCACUCCAACGCCCUGUUGAGGCGGUACGGCCCAUCCACCAGCACACACUCCUACGUCACCACCUGCAACAAGGAGCUGUCCAGGGUGUCGGAAGACGCGGAAAAACAGUUUCCCGACCUAUUGGAGAGUUCGCCGACCAACAAGCUGUCGGGAAGUACGGGCUCGAGCAAAUACUUGGACAAUUUCUCCACGGGGCGGUUCUGCGACGGUCGCAGUUCGAGGGCGGCCAGUGAUAGUGGUAGUGUUUCGGACAUUAACGAGAUCUUCUGCACGCUGCCUAGGAAGAAGGACUUGGCGCACAGCGCGAGGUACCGCAGCAGCGAUAGUCAGUCCCCGCUCCUGUCGGAUAGUAGAUACGGCAGCAGCGGAGGAGAGAGCUAUCUCGGAAGUCAGGAUAAUGGGUUCAGACGUAUGUCCGACUCCCAAAAGUAUCCGCUUACAACAAAUUUAAACAGAAACAGGGUAAACAAGAUAUCAAGCAGCUACUUGAAUCUGACAAGGGAGGAGACCACCCCUGUGGACAUGAGCGCCACGCCGCUCCUGGACGUGUCGAACCUGGAGAGCCGCCUGUACAACAAGAGAGAAAGAGACCCCAUCUCCCCCACGUCGAACGCCGCCGCCGCCGCCCCAACCGCAACGGCCGCCGCCAGCACGUACGACUACCACGCCGCCCAGCUGGAGAGGUUCCUGGAGGAAUACCGCUGCCUGCAGAAGCAGCUGACCAAAAUGAAGGAGACCUGCGACACCCUGUGCCAGGAGAGGGGGCAGCUGCUGACCACGUCGCCCGUGACGCCGUGCUCUUCCGACAGCGUGAAGAACAGUUCGCAGUCCACUAUCGCGGCGGGAUCUCCCAAUUCGACGCAGUCGCUGGAGGACUCGGUGGAUUUUCGGAAUUUCGAGAACGAACUUACGAAGUAUCUUCUGUCGAAAGGUUUGUCGCAGAACUUCGGCGGUGGCGCUUUCAAUAACUGA